Molecule: messenger RNA, 249 nt
Organism: Gongylonema pulchrum
Lineage: Eukaryota; Metazoa; Nematoda; Chromadorea; Rhabditida; Gongylonematidae
Source: the annotation of a GenBank genome assembly
AUGGGAGGAGUGCAGUACUCAGCAACAGGACUCACUCUGGGCUUUGCUCUCAGUCGAUCUUUCCUCUGGCUUUUGAAUGGUUUUCUCAGGCCACUCCACGACUCCCCGUUCUCGACACAGCUACCCGUGGAGCUUUCCACAAGUAGCCGUGCGGUGCCGUAUGCGGCAACCGAAGAUGAGCGAGAUGUUGAGAAUAAUGAGAAACACAGCGAACUAAACUGGAGAGUGGAGUCUCGGCUGUUUCGAUGA